AUGGCCAUUGCCGUUAUCUCUAUCGGAAUGGACUUCCAAUGCUUAUUCAUCGUAGUUAAAGAGCCUAAGAUUAAAUAUCUAACAAUCGAUAUUUUUCACCAAAAGAUUUCGACUGCUGGUAAGAAUAAGUACUGUUGCGAAAAGCAUAGUGAAACAGAAAGGAGGGUAACUGUUACUGCCAGAAAAGUAGCUAAUACUAUUGAAUACUACAAGCAUGAGAUAAAUGAUGUUAAAAGUGUAACUGCAAUAUACUAUAAGCAUAAUAACAAUAGGAAGAAUAUAACAGCUACUACUGGGCUGAGAUUUCCUCUUCCUAACGUAAAAGCUGUCUAUGCUUUCUAUUGUACGGGGAAUGAUCCCAAGCUGAUCUGUAUAAAAGAGGAAAACCCUUCUAUUAACAAGUGGUUCAAGCAAAGAAAGAGUAACACAUGGGAAGAAGUUUUUGGUAUAUCAAAUGACCCGGAGAAUAUUAAAAGCUGUAAGGAUAACAGUGAAGAAUUCGACCGACUUGUGACUGUAUUACAAAGAUUUACUGGAUGUGAAAAUUAUAAAGCAUGUGCUGAAACUUCUUCAUCCUCAUCUCCAGAACCAGGUGCUGGUCAGGCUGAACCUGGUAAAACUGCUUCUGAAGGUCCUUCUGCUGGUCAUGGUGAUAGAGGAGAAGGUGCUGAUCCUGCUUCUAGUCCGCCUGGUAGUGUAGCUUCUGAAGCUGGUGAUAGUUCUGAUUCUGAAUCUACUGAUGGAACUACUUCUCAAGCUGAAGCUGGUAAAGCUGAAAGAUCUACUCUACUCCUUCUUCCUGCUAGUAUGGCUGGAAAGAUCUUAUCUGGCGUUUUUGGUGGAAGUGGCGCAGUUGGUCUCGCAGGUUACCAUCUAUAUAAAAAUUCUAGAGACCCUUGGGUUAGACAAAUAUAA
Messenger RNA from Theileria equi strain WA, 915 nucleotides. RefSeq lists its product as hypothetical. Lineage: Eukaryota; Apicomplexa; Aconoidasida; Piroplasmida; Theileriidae. The record is from RefSeq and is a predicted model, not a curated record. The transcript is spliced from 2 exons. Bases 1 to 915 code for a protein of 304 amino acids.